AUUCCAGUGAACGGGGAAACAGUCGGAGUGUUUAUUAGGUGCUCCGCUAUUUGCAGUGAACGCGAACCGUCCUUUUUUAAAAAAACUAGAAUUAUCAAAUAACUUAGAGUCAAAUCCUCUACCUCAGUUCAGUAACAAUGGCAGGGAACUUCUGGCAGAGUUCACAUUACCUGCAGUGGGUGCUGGAUAAGCAGGACCUCCUGAAAGAGCGUCAGAAAGACCUGAAGUUCCUCACAGAGGAGGAGUACUGGAAGCUGCAGAUAUUUUUCGCCAACGUGAUCCAGGCUUUGGGAGAGCACCUGAAACUCCGACAGCAGGUCAUUGCCACGGCAACCGUUUACUUUAAACGCUUUUAUGCCAGGUACUCUCUGAAGAGCAUAGACCCGGUGUUGAUGGCUCCUACCUGUGUGUUUCUAGCAUCUAAAGUUGAGGAAUUCGGCGUUGUUUCGAACACCCGCCUUAUUUCUGCAGCCACGUCUGUGUUGAAAACACGAUUCUCGUACGCCUUCCCUAAGGAGUUUCCAUAUCGAAUGAACCAUAUCCUGGAAUGUGAGUUCUACCUCCUGGAGCUUAUGGAUUGCUGUCUGAUUGUGUACCAUCCCUACAGACCUUUACUGCAGUAUGUGCAGGACAUGGGGCAGGAGGACAUGCUCCUCCCACUCGCAUGGAGGAUCGUGAACGACACGUACAGGACAGACCUGUGCCUGCUCUACCCUCCCUUCAUGAUCGCUCUGGCGUGUUUGCACGUGGCGUGUGUAGUGCAGCAGAAGGACGCUCGGCAGUGGUUUGCUGAACUCUCUGUGGAUAUGGAUAAGAUCCUGGAGAUUAUCCGUGUAAUCCUGAAGCUGUAUGAUCAGUGGAAGAACUUUGAUGACCGGAAAGAAAUGCCUACCGUGCUAAACAAGGUGCCUAAGCCCAAGCCACCACCCAACAGCGAGAACGACCAGAGCGCUAACGGGAAUCAGAGCAGCUCUUACAGCCAGUCCUGAAACUCCUCCUGGUGGAGCAGCCAGACAUAUGGACACAGAGACCCCAAGACACACACACACAUUGCAGCACACCAUGAUGCUCUGCUCUAAUCAAAAUGUAUUUAGACUGAGGAAUAGUAGACAUCUGGGAGAGCAAACAUGAUGCCACUGUGUGACACUAAUCUUUAUUUACUGUAUGGAUGCACAGCGCUGGUGUCAUUUGGACUGGCCUAUACAGCUGGUCAUUAUUACGGCUUCACACACACACGCGCGCACACACACGUCGGCCAAGUGUGUUCAACUAAGUUGCUCUCGCUGAUCCUGACUUUCUUGAAGAAAAAAGACUUGAUCAUAUUUUACAUUCUCGAGAAUGUGUGAGUGAGAGAGCGCGUUUGAUGGAGUGAGUGUGAGAGUUUGCGUGUCUCUUGUCGACCAUAUCACAGUUUGCAUUCCUCAGGGAAACGGCUCUACACAUAUAAUGGCCACAGGGCUAUGUUGGUGAUCUUCUCGGACCUUGUACUGUGUUUAAUUCCCCUCCCGCUCGGAUAGUUCUCCUCUGGUUAUGUUUUGCGGUCCGGCGUCGGCACUGUGAACGAGAGCGUACAGGUUGUUUCCUUUCAAAGUGCUCGUUUACCAUUUUCACCCUAAAACUGCACUUGUAAAUAUGCUUUGUAAAUGUGUAUGAAAAUAAACGAAAAACUUUUAUCUCA
Molecule: messenger RNA, 1678 nt
Organism: Hemibagrus wyckioides
Lineage: Eukaryota; Metazoa; Chordata; Actinopteri; Siluriformes; Bagridae
Gene: ccnc
Product: cyclin C
Exons: 12
Coding region: 138-989 (283 amino acids)
Biological process (GO): positive regulation of transcription by RNA polymerase II
Cellular component (GO): mediator complex; nucleus
Molecular function (GO): cyclin-dependent protein serine/threonine kinase regulator activity
Source: RefSeq, a predicted model, not a curated record